GAGAAGAAGGAGAUACGCGUGUCAAACUAGUGGCCAGCCACCAGCACCGGCCAAGCGACUAAAAGAUCCAAGUUCACCAUUUUCACGUUAAGCCCAUCUCCAACUAUACCUCCAAUGGCUGUCCUGAACUACAUUUCAGUGACCUCAACGGCAGCGCCCAUUUCCCAAGACUCCUCAACAACACCGCCGCAAAUUCCAAACCCAAGACAGACCAAAGUGAUACUGCCCAAAAAGAAGCCUUUGAAAUGGUCCACUGGAGUGGCACCUGGGGAUUACGGAGGUCCACCCACCACCUCCGGCCUCCGGAAGUACUGGGGAGGUGAAAAAGAAGACCCUUUAACCUCUGAUGAUUUUAUUUGGAACAAAGACUUCAUGAGUCGUAUGGCAAGAUUGGUUCAGGAGUCUGACGUGUCCUCUCUUGAACCAGCUCCUGUUAAGGAAGAGUCUUCUGGAUUUCUAAGUCUAAACAGAGUCAUGAGUUUGGAUAACUUGGAAGUUGAUUUGAGUAAAGAGCUUACACAAACUCCAAAACCGAUAUCAGAAGUGCCAAUUGAGGCUGCAACCAGGGGCAGUAUUGGCAAAUCUACAAAAUGGAGACUGGUACCAACACGCAGGGAGCAGGAAAAGUGGGAUAAAGCAACUAAGGCUGCAACUGGGGGAAGUGAUGUGAUGUUGAGGGAAGCAAGGAGGCCUCAAGGUGAUCCUGAAUUACUGGCUGCUCAAUCAAGAGAGCAGUAUUUCAAGUUGAAGAAGAAGUUGCAGAUUCUUACCUUGGGUAUAGGUGGUGUUGGAUUGGUCUCAGCGUAUAUCACUUAUUCUCCGGAAAUUGCUGCUAGUUUUGGUGCUGGAUUGAUUGGAUCUUUAGUGUAUAUACGUAUGCUUGGGAGUAGUGUUGAUUCCAUGGCAGAUGGAGCCAAGGGCCUCAUCAAGGGGGCCAUUGGACAGCCAAGAUUGCUGGUUCCUGUUAUAUUAGUCAUGAUUUAUAACCGGUGGAAUGGGAUCAUUGUUCCUGAUUAUGGGUUUAUGCACCUGGAAUUGAUACCAAUGCUUGUGGGAUUUUUCACUUAUAAGAUUGCAACUUUUGCUCAAGCUAUAGAGGAUGCACUUACUGUGAGUUUGAAAAGACAAGUUUAAGAUGGAACUUGAUCCAUAUGACUGUAGACCUAUAUAGCCAAUGCUAUAUGUUGGAAUAGAGGUAAAUAUUAUAUGAUUUUAUGUAUUUAUUUACAUUUUUUAUAUGGAUCAGACCAAUAUAAUAAAAAAAUGUAAAAGCUUAAUUAUUUUUAUUUA
Messenger RNA from Manihot esculenta (cassava), 1290 nucleotides. RefSeq names its product protein CONSERVED ONLY IN THE GREEN LINEAGE 160, chloroplastic. The record is from RefSeq and is a predicted model, not a curated record. Bases 115 to 1134 code for a protein of 339 amino acids. The transcript is spliced from 9 exons. Lineage: Eukaryota; Viridiplantae; Streptophyta; Magnoliopsida; Malpighiales; Euphorbiaceae.